GUCAGACUAGACUCAUUUUUUUUUUAAAUCACUGCACAGAGUAAUGUAGUCUUAUGCUGUCUGAAAUCCGUGUCAUUCGCUGUCCUGAGUAACCGAGUAAGAACGUCAAGGUCUAGUGUAUGUAAAGGACAAAAGAAAGUAUUUUUCUAUCAUGAAGUUCGGCAUCUUGCUUUUGUGUCUGCAAGUCGAUCUCGUACUAGCACAAGGUGGAAAUAUCACAUGCUCUGUACCAGUCGUGGAGUUACUACAGGAUACUAAUCUGACCUGCAGUUUCCCCGAAGACCUCAAUGUUACCAAAAAAGACUUUUCAGUCUACCAUUACAAUAAAGGAGUAGACUCAGAUGCUGUCCUCGACUGUUGGUGGCAUGGAGGUACCAUGGAGUGUAUUCAAAGUCCGAAUGUCCAGUAUAACCAGAUCGUCAAUAAAACACUUAGUUUAACAAUCCAAAGGGUGACUACAAACAAUACAGGCAUAUACGCUUGUCAAGUGGCUGGCUACGACCCGAGUUAUUUUAAAACCUGCGACUUACAAGUUAAGAUUGUAAAUGUAGAAACCACACAAACAGCUGACCAGAGUGUUUCUUCUUCGGCUGUUGGGCUCUCCGUGGGAGUUCUGCUGGGAGUUCUACUGUUGGUUACAUUGUUUGGGCUCGGUAUACUAGUAUAUAGAGGAACUAUCAGGAUUGUGAAAGUGGUUUGUAAAUCUCAUGCUUCACAGCCAAACGAAGAACAUCAGCCGAUGAUACAAAUCCAAGAGAAAAGAAAGACACCGAACCAGAAAGAAAUAAGAAAGAGAAUGUUUGAAGAAUAUUUGGAGAAAGAAGUAUCAAAUAUGUUUCCAAAAAUAUUUGAGUCGGCAUAUUUUGUACCUCCAGUCUACUUCAACAAAAUUCGAGAGAAACAACUGGAUGUGGCCGAUCAAACCGUCACCGUGCUCGAACCUCCUGACCCAGUGGAUGUCCGACACGACCGAGCCAUGCAGCACGUCCUCAACUGUUAACAUGACGUGGCGAUGGCAGGAGUAGAACAAAUGUUUGUGCUCACCCAGUUUAAAUACACUGACUACCUGAAUAGUAUUCCAGAGCAGUUCAAAGGUCACCUGCUACCUGUGCCUUCUCUUGUACACGAACACCAGCAAAACCGGAGUUUUGACUUACUUAUCAUUCAUCGACGAUAUGGUGUGAUGGUUGGAGUUGUGAGAGAUUGUAGCAAUAAUGGUGACGAAGGUCAGCCUGACAAUGAUACAGAUACAAUUAGGCUAAGCCAAGUAUCAGAGGCCACCGAACAAUUAAAUACAGCAAAAAGAUUUGUCUCUGAAGUUAUGUCAGACAAAGAAAACUUUCCCAAAGUUCGCCAGGUCUUGCUAUUGUUCGGCAUUGCACAUCCAACAGUGGAAAGUCUUCCUGACAAUAAUCAGAGCCCAAAUGAUCUUCGGACGCUAUAUCUCGAAAGUAUUCCUGACUGUCUGGAACCUAAUUCCUGCCUUGUCAAGGAGAAGUUUAAAGAAGAGUGGGAUAAACUGGCAACGGAAAGUCGACACAUCUUUGCACUUAAUGAGAAGCAGUACUUAGGGUUAAUAGGGAGAUUUUGUGGACCAGCAACUUCGACUGUUCUUUCAAUGGAAUCGAAAUCAUAUCAGUUGCCAAAAACCCUCAGGGACGCCGUGUCAUUAACAGGAGAUAUGUUUGAGCGAUCUUUUUUAUAUCCAAACAUGACAAAGUUACUAAAUGAGCGUUUUUUGUUCCUUGCUGGACCACCUGGAACAGGAAAAACGAGAAUGCUAGCACUGGUGGGAAGAAAAUGGGUUCUUGAGGGUCAUCCAGUGCACAUAAUUAGCACAUCGCCGGGGGGUGAAAAAGUUGCAAAGCAUCUAAAGCAGCUAAUCUCCAGUUCAGAAUCUCCAGAACCUAAAAACGUAUUUCAUCUAACCCUCAACUUAGAUGACACUACGAAUGUCACAAGUAAACUUGAUUUAAUUCAACAAAAUUCACAUGAAAAUUCACAGGAAGCCUAUGUCAUCGCGGUCGAGCUGAACUUUCAAAUGAGACAGGCCGCUAAAAGAACUCUGGCUCUAGCAGUGAAGUUGGCUUCCUAUGGAUACGGUCUGGUGAAGUCAAGAAUAGACUAUGCAACAUCCCAGCAAGAACCAUCAAAGACGAACAACGAGAUUGGGAUCGACGAUAUCCCACCUACAGAAGAGAAUAUUCAGAGGAGGAAAAGUGUCGCGUCCCUCUUUACGGAGCUUUGUCGUCGUUUCCCUAAUCUUUACAUGUGGGGCGCUGGCUGCACAGAACUGGACAUCCAAAGCAAAGUGCCAGUCCUGCGGAUGGAGUUGCUCACCGAAUGUUUAACUUGUCCUCCUUCAGUUGUAAGAGAGGCGUCUGAGAAGAUUCGGAUAUCCGGGGUGGGAAAAUACACUGCAAACCAGUCUCAUGUACCAACCAGUGGUCCACCAGUGAAACACUUAAAUCAUCAAGAACAUCUCGUGAAAAAUCCACCACAAGAGUGUAUAACAUGCGCAACAGACAUCAUCAACUUCUUAAUCAACGAUCUUCUCAUCAAAGAUAAAAACAUCAAAGAAGAAGUCGAUACACAAGAAAUACUCACCAGUCACCUAUUGCAAUCUGAUCCUAUUCAAUACAGUGACAUCUUAAUUUUCUUUGAAAGUGAAGUAAACGUAGACACACCAAUGGUGCAGUAUCUGUUGGCUGAAGGUAUACCGGUUACAGUUAUUAACCACCCAAAUCAGUCUACGGAAGUCACGCAAGACAAAAACUCCGUUUUGGUAGCAAAAUCCAGCCUGUAUCUGGGAUAUAGAAGAAAGGUGGUGGUGUUUGUGGAGGGCGAUACAGACAGUAACGACAUCACUGUCAGAUGGAACAGGUUGCGAUGCUGGACUUGCUGCACUUCACAGCUGAUCCUGGUGCACAACGUGAAGACUUGAAGGAUUCCCUUUUCCAAUCAAUCAAAUGAUCUGAUUUCACAUAAUUUCUUAGUUUCUCUUUGUCUCUCUAACUUUUUUAGGAUUACUAUUUAUUUAUGAGUUUGCAAACGAAAUCCGUGCACAGCGCCUAGAUAGUAUUUAGCUUAGUCUAAAGCUAUUCCAGUCAUUUCUACUUUUUUGCAGAUUACAUUGCUCUAUUUUCUGUUACAUUGGUCGGCUUACAAAACCAGAUAAAUUUUUAUGCAGAACAGAAAAAAAAUUGGACCUAAUUGUAAAUUUGAAGAAAUCUAACGUGGUGGUUUUUUUUUCAGGAACGUGGUCGUGUUGUUAGAAAAGAAGAAUGGUAUUAAGAUGGUGCAAAACUAGAAACUGUUGAUAGUUGUAAAUAUCUAGGAAAAAUUCUGUAAACAUGCUGUGUGUUUUCCAAUGCCUUAAAUGGCUCAACAACAAACGAGGAGUAAUUGGAAUUUGGCGCAUUGAAGAUUGUCAUUCCUUUUUGUUUUUCAAACUAUUCGAUACACAAAUUCAGCAAUUACUCUGUACGGUUCUGAAGUGUGUUGCCUGUGUGUUGACAACAUUAUUAUUGAGAGAAUCCAUUAAUUUGCAUGAAAACAUGUUUUUCAAUGUUAGAGAAAGAAUUCCAAAUGAACUGAUUUAUGGAGAAUGUGGUAUAUACUCAUUGUUUAUAAAGGUACUGGUAUUGAUGACAAAAUUAAUGUAUAUUGUAAUUGUAAUAAAGUAAAGGCACUGUAUGUAGGUAUUUUGUACUUUUACUUGACUCCCAUCCACUCUUACAACAUCGGUUAUAGGUAGGAUCCUACAGAAAAAAGUACAUUGUUAUUGUCAUUGUCAUAACUGUUUUCGAUGUGGUAGUCAUUAUAGUUUUGUUUGUGUGCUUGCACGUUAUCCGCAUUUAUUUUAUUCAAAUCUAUCACAGUUGUUCUAUAUGCCAGACUAAAUAUUGAUAUUUUUAAAGCCACCUAUUAUUUACAUACUGUUACAUUUGAGCAGCUACUGCUUACAUAAAUCUCUUUUAUCUACAACCAUUUCUUUUGCGAAUUUCUACACUGCAAGAUCUUUGUGAAAUAAGGAUAGAGAAGAAUAGCUUAAGUGCAUCAGGUGCUUUGUUUAAUAACAAAAUAGGUCCCUCUAGGACCAGCACAUAAAGAGCUGAUUUGGGGAACAAGACUAAAAUAAAAUAUACGUAAGCUACAGUGCUAACAAGUAGCUUUCCCUAUUACACUCUUCAAUACAAUUGCUACAAUCCUUUCUUGUUCGAUUUUCUCCCUUCACGAUCUUUGCCUAUGGAAUAUGGAUAGGACAGAACAGCUUAAAUGUAACAUGUAAACUCAUUGUGCUAAAACUCUACUUAAAAAUAUUUCCUUUUUAUAAUUAUCACCUUUUCAUAAAAUUAUUUAAACUGAAAAAUUCCGGUCUACUAAGCGAAUCAUAAUGACAUGUGAUCUGUAUAAAGAUACCAAUUAAAUCACUAGACUCUACGAAAGACUAAAUGGAGUGUCAUUAUUAAUUCUAAGAUAAAUAAUUUGCAGACUAAAGUAAUAAAAUCUUAUUAUGCCCACCAUCUGAAUGUUUUUUUGAUUAAUACUUUAAUCAACAAAUAGCAAGAUAUUUUUCUAAGGAACAAUUUCUUCGGACAUUAAUUUGAAUUAUGACCUAAAAAAUCUAACAGAAUAUUAUAUAUAAUCCGAAAUAUGUGUGCUUGUGUGUCUGUUCUUGUGAAUUAGGAGUGGAGGAGGGACCUGCAUAAAUGUCGACACCAAAGUUAUCCUGUACUUGAUCCAUACAAUACCUGUGUAUAUGGUUUGAAUUACUUUAUUACAUAUCCAGUUAUUUGUAUUUGAUGUGAUUAAAAGACGUACAAGUG
Molecule: messenger RNA, 4829 nt
Organism: Pomacea canaliculata
Lineage: Eukaryota; Metazoa; Mollusca; Gastropoda; Architaenioglossa; Ampullariidae
Exons: 15
Coding region: 1013-2944 (643 amino acids)
Source: RefSeq, a predicted model, not a curated record